Molecule: messenger RNA, 2080 nt
Organism: Anopheles merus
Lineage: Eukaryota; Metazoa; Arthropoda; Insecta; Diptera; Culicidae
Product: transcription factor grauzone-like
Exons: 3
Coding region: 88-1647 (519 amino acids)
Cellular component (GO): nucleus
Molecular function (GO): zinc ion binding; DNA-binding transcription factor activity
Source: RefSeq, a predicted model, not a curated record
UAAACAGGCUGCCCGCACGUAAUCAACGUUUCUUCUCGGUGGAUGGAAACAAUUGCUUUUGCUCUUGGUUUGUGAAAAUUGCGAAAAAUGGAAAACCAUGACCGAGUGUGUCAUUUUUGUCUCGAGGGCAGUGACUUGAGCACGCUGAACGAUGAGGAGCUUACGGUGAAAAUUCAUCGUAUAUUUUAUUUUGAGGUUACGUUCCCGUCCGACUCGAGCGGCCUUAUCUGUGGCCGGUGCAGACAAAUUAUAGAAGAUUUUUACUACUACGCGGAACGUGUAGCCCGCAAUCAGGAGCAGCUAAGAGCGAAGCUGCUUAACAGACAGCUCAAACAGGAAACUUUGGAAGAAAUAGUGAUAUGUCCCGAUCCAUCCAGUGAAGCUCGUCCGGAGAACAGUGUGGAAAGCGUCGACAAGAAGAGCGUGCCAAUCGCGAUGACCAUCGAAACGGUGGACGAUGUGGAUCAACCACGUUGGGGUAUCAAAGAGGAAGAACACGAUGUGCAUAACGAGGAGAAUGAGGAAGAGGAGGAUGAAGACGAGGAUGAUCAGGAAUAUGUUCCACCAGAUUCUAGAAGCGAACAGUCCUCACCCGAGCCAGAAACCAUCGAUGAAUUGCCAAAAACCAAAGCUAAACCAAGGGCAGCAACGAGCAGUACGAAAAAGCCGACAGCCGGCGAUGCAAGUGCAGCAAAGGAAAAGGAAACCAACCCCAGCACGGAACAGAUGGUCCUCGAGCACUACAAACUGUCGUGCGAUAUCUGCUCGGCACCGUUGACCGAUUUCAGCGAUCUCGGCAAACACUACCGGCAGCAGCACAAUGUGACGGGCUAUCUGCGAUGCUGCAACAAGAAGAUCGUUAAAAAGUGCUGGAUGAUUGAGCAUCUGCAGCUGCACCUGAAUCCGGACGCGUUCCGGUGCGAGCAGUGUGCGAGAAGCUACUCCUCCAGCAAGGUGCUGAAGGAGCACCUGAAGGAGGUCCACGCAGCGGCCGCCGAGCGUUCCUUUCCCUGCGAAACGUGCCGGAAGGCGUUCGUUUCGCGUGCCCACCUGAACGCCCACGUGAUGGUGGCGCAUGGUUCGGUGUCGUGUCCGCAGUGCGACAAGGUGCUGGCCAGCCAGGGCUCGCUGCGCAAGCAUCUGGUCGCGGUUCAUGGCGAGGGAGAGAAGCACGUGUGCGAGGUGUGCGCGCGAGUGUUUCGCUCGAAGCAGAGCUUCGACACGCACCGCAAGGUGCACGCGGGUAGCCGGCUGGAGAGCAAGGUACAGUGCGACCUGUGCCAGGCAUGGCUGAUGGACAAGUACUGCCUCACCAAGCACGUGCGGCGUAUGCACGCGGAUCAGGACGGGGAGCCGGUGGCGUGCGCCGAGUGCGGGCGAUCGUUCCGCAACCAGAACGCACUGAACGGGCACAUGUGGCGGGCGCACCAGGAGAGCCGGUUCGAAUGCGAACGGUGCCACAAGCGGUUCAAACGGCCACAUCACAUGCGGGAACACAUCGCUAUUCAUCAUACUGGCGACGAGCUGUACGGUUGCAAGUACUGCUCGGAACGGUUCAACACGAGGAACAAACAGCUGUCCCACCGGAAAACAGCUCACCCGGAAGAAUUCGCCGAAGAGCUUCGGAAACGUACGUUGAAAGAGUGAAACUGUUCGAGUGGACCAGUUGGAUUGGCAACUGUUUUUUUUUUUUCAGAUGAAAUAGCAUAUAAAAGCAUUUAUAUAACUGAAAACAUCGAAGAACUGUUACCUGAACGUAGAAUAUUGUCUAGAAACUGUAUUGAUUGAGUCGUGAUUUUAUGGUUUAAAAGGUUAGAAGAGAUUGUUUGAUAUUUUUUUUGUUUAUGAAAACUAAAUAUUGGAAAAGGAUUUAACUUAUUUUUUUAUAUCAUUAAUUUAACUUAAUUUUGAAUAGGUUACUAUAUUCUAAAUUUCAUGAAAUACCAAUGAAAACUCGCCAUUUUACUGUAUGACUGUGAAUCAAUAAAAGCAAAUAGAACUAUAUUCACUUUACCGAAAAGCGUUACGGAAGGCCCAAUGAUUGGAAUAAACUAUCUAAAAAAUAGCAAACAGUUACUGG